Messenger RNA from Anopheles coustani, 480 nucleotides. Its product is annotated as mediator of RNA polymerase II transcription subunit 30-like. Gene Ontology annotation, cellular component: mediator complex. The coding region runs from base 1 to 480 and encodes 159 amino acids. Gene Ontology annotation, molecular function: transcription coregulator activity. Gene Ontology annotation, biological process: positive regulation of DNA-templated transcription. The transcript has a single exon. Lineage: Eukaryota; Metazoa; Arthropoda; Insecta; Diptera; Culicidae. The record is from RefSeq and is a predicted model, not a curated record.
AUGAGCCACCAAAAUUAUCAGCAGCAAGGCACCGAAGGAAUCCUAGCCGACUUGCCUACCAACCAACACCAGCAAGUACAAAAUCAAAUAGAGUGCCGAAAUCAACAGCAUCAAAGACUUAUGCAACAGUGCGGGAUAGGAUCGGGCAAUGCGAUGAGUCAUUCAGGCAGCCAGCAAAGUAAACUUCUGUCGAACCAACUAGAUGGUGGAAUUGCCGCUCAAUGGCAAUAUCAAAAUGAACAGUUCAACGUCCUCUCGUUGUGUCGCACUGGACAGGAAACGAUGCAGGACAUUGUUGGUGCCGUCGAAAAUGUUUUUAACAUUUUGCGUGAGAUAGAACCACCGAGCGACAUAGAUCGUGAAGUGUCGGUUAACGACAAGAGAGCAGAGCUGCAGGAACAACUACAAACGGCCGGAUUGCUGUUCAUGGAUUUGAGAUUCCUAAUGACAAAUAUAACGAAAUUUGCCAGCGGGACGUAG